This is a messenger RNA of Molossus molossus (Pallas's mastiff bat), 577 nucleotides long. It is a transcript of the gene NDUFA11, whose product is annotated as NADH:ubiquinone oxidoreductase subunit A11. Gene Ontology annotation, biological process: mitochondrial respiratory chain complex I assembly. The record is from RefSeq and is a predicted model, not a curated record. The coding region runs from base 95 to 520 and encodes 141 amino acids. The transcript has 4 exons. Lineage: Eukaryota; Metazoa; Chordata; Mammalia; Chiroptera; Molossidae.
GCGUCGCCCAGGAAGUCUCGCGAUAGCGAGCGGCGGCUGCCCUUGGCCGCGGAGUUCUUUUGGCUGUGCGGUGCGGGUCUGCGGGGGCAUAGCUAUGGCGCGGACGCUUCUUCAGCGGUACUGGGACAUCCCCGAUGGCACCGAGUGUCACCGCAAGGCCUACGCUAGCACAAGUAUCAGCGGUGCCGUUGGCUUGAUCGCCUCCGCCUAUAGCAUUGCACUCAAGCCCCCUGACUCCUUCCUGGAGGGAGUGGCCAGGACUGGACGGUACACAUUUACUGCAGCUGCCAUUGGUGCCAUAUUUGGCAUUGCCUCCUGCGUCAGUGCCAAGGUCCGCGAGAAACCCGACGACCCCCUGAACUACUUUAUUGGAGGCUGUGCCGGAGGUCUGACCCUGGGAGCACGCACUCACAGCUAUGGGGUCGGAGCUGCGGCCUGUGCAUACAUGGGCAUGACGGCCGCCCUGGUCAAGAUGGGCCAGCUGGAAGGCUGGAAGGUGUUUGCAGAGCCCAGGGUAUGAGUCCCACCACCUCCCUCAACCUUGGGCAGGUGGAAAUGCCCUAAAAUUAAAUUAUGU